This is a messenger RNA of Medioppia subpectinata, 1560 nucleotides long. Lineage: Eukaryota; Metazoa; Arthropoda; Arachnida; Sarcoptiformes; Oppiidae. The record is from the annotation of a GenBank genome assembly.
AUGGGACCGUCGGGUGCGGGAAAGACAACACUAUUAAAGUGUUUAAACGGACAAAAUAAUAGGGGUUUAAGCGAUGGGUCAAUGAUUUACUCGAUUAAUAACCGCAACAUUAGGUCAUGUUUUAUUAAAUCUAAUGUUUGGGAACACCUGUUGUCGGGACUGACUGUACGACAGACACUGUUAUACGCGUCGCGACUCAAGAACUCGCGGAUAACGAGUCAAUUAAAUCACAUUAAAAUUGUUUGUGAUUUGAUGUCAGAACUGGUGAUCAGCGAUACGGCAGACAAUAGGGUCGAGACGUGUAGUGGAGGCGAACAAAAACGUAUAGUAAUUGCCUGUGAAUUGACUUCUCAUUUAAAGCCUAAUAUGUUAUGUAUUGACGAACCGACGAGUGGUUUGGACAGCAAUGCCGCCGAAGUGAUAAUAAAUUGUCUCAAAGUGUUGUCCCGAAGACAUGGGAUGACAAUCAUUGCGUCCAUACAUCAGCCAAACAAUGAUAUAUUGCAUAUGUUUGAUACGGUCUAUGUGUUGGCCAACGGAGGGGUUUGUCUGUAUUCAGGAGUUCCCCACUAUUUGAGACAACAUUUCAAAGACAACGGCAUUGAAUGCAAUGAAAAUCAAGUGCCGAUUGAAGUGUUGCUAACAAUAGCCUCAAAAGACAAAUCAAAUACAACUAUAUUUAACAAUAAACAUGAAAAUGACGUAAAUUGCGAGUCCAUAACACAGACAAACCUACGGCCAGUGUUUGGUUCGCUGAGUAUAUCAAAGAGAUUUAGUUUUGUGGACAUGUAUUACCUUUUGUGCCGAUCGCUGACCCAUACAUUCCGGUGCCAAUGGGUGUCACUAUUACUGCAAUUUAUAUGCUUUCAAAUGUUGGCUAUUGUAAUGAAAUACUGUUUCACUCCCGACAUAAUACUGCCCGACGGGUGCGUUGAGCUCGAGUUCGGGGCCGAGUGUUACCAAACGGAGGCCGAGAUUAUGAAUGAAAAAUUGAUCAAGCUCAAUAUUAAAUAUAAUACAUGUUUACUACUGUCGGUAGCGUUUGUUGUGCUGAUCGUAAUGUCGGUCACUUUUGGGGCUGAUUUUCGUGUAUUCCGUAGUCAACAGCAAAAUGGUUGGUACAGCACAGGCACAUACCUUUGGUGCCGUACAAUCGUAGACCUGAUACCAGUGCUGAUGGCUUUACCCCUAUUUUGUUGGCUCACAAAUCUAUACAAUAGAAUCACUUUCUAUGUGUUUACGUUUGCACUCAAUUUACUGGUCAUUAUGUGUACCCAAAGUGUGUCCCAAUUAUCGGCCCUAUUGUUUAUGAACGAGCCUAAAGUGACCCUAAUAUUCGCCAUAUUGAUCCAGGUGGUGACCGUAUUUUUGGGCAACAGUUUGAUCCCGGUCAAAGAGCUACACUACACCCUACAAGCGCUCAGUCACCUAUCGUACAGUCGACUAUCGUUUGAAUGUUUUGUUAUCAUGAUAUACGGGUUAGACCGGUGUCAGGCGCCACAAAUCUCAACAGUGUUGUACGGCAUGGAAAUUGACGAUUAUAUAUUUUGGCCCAACAUG